AUGGCUACAAGCAGCAUUGCUGUGCUUAAUGCUCUUGACAAUGCACGUAUACAAUGGUAUCAUGUCAACGCGAUUGUGAUCGCCGGAAUGGGCAUUUUCACCGGUGCGUACGAUGUGUUUUGCAUCUCUACCAUCGUCAAGCUCUUAAACCGUCUUUAUUAUCACGACCCCUCCAUGAAUAAGUCAGGAAGACUACCUCAUAAUGUCAAUAAUUUUUUGAUCGGAGUAGCCCUAGUCGGGACUCAAACCGGCUAUCCCAAAGCCGUAAUGGGAACUCUUUGUUUCUUCAGAUUCUGGCUUGGCUUUGGCAUUGGGGGCGAUUAUACUCUCUCCGCCACCAUUAUGUCUGAGUACGCGAACAAGAAGACUCGUGGGGCUUUUAUCGCAGCAGUGUUUGCUAUGCAAGGUGUUGGCACUGUCUUUGCCGGCCUAAUGUCGAUGAUUCUCUCAAUAAUUUUCCUCAAUAAGUACAAAGGGACUCAAUUUUUGGAUAAUGGCAUUUUGUAUGCUGAGCCUGAGGCAGAUUAUGUUUGGAGAAUAGUUUUGAUGUUGGAGCUCUUCCUGCAAUUCUCACAUUCUACUGGAGGAUGA
Fraxinus pennsylvanica is the source of this 591-nucleotide messenger RNA. Lineage: Eukaryota; Viridiplantae; Streptophyta; Magnoliopsida; Lamiales; Oleaceae. The record is from the annotation of a GenBank genome assembly.